Messenger RNA from Aphanomyces invadans, 696 nucleotides. RefSeq lists its product as hypothetical. The transcript is spliced from 8 exons. The coding region runs from base 1 to 696 and encodes 231 amino acids. NCBI's taxonomy places the organism in Eukaryota, Oomycota, Saprolegniomycetes, Saprolegniales, Verrucalvaceae. The record is from RefSeq and is a predicted model, not a curated record.
AUGGAGAUCACGGAGGACUUGCUCAAGCGCCGCAGCAAACACUUUGACAUUGCAUGCAUCCAACGACUCAACUUGUCGGGAUGCGAUAUCGCGACGGUCGCGCUGCUCGAGGGAUGCACGAGCGUCGUGGAGCUCAACCUGUCAAAGAACCACCUGCUGUCGCUGCGAGGGAUUCCAACAUUGUCGACGCUCAAGUCGCUUGAUUGUUCAUUCAACACCGUGACCACGUUAGACGGCAUGGCCCCGCAGCCCCAGUUGGAAGAGCUGCACUUGGAGGGCAACGAACUGUCUCGGGUCGACUUUUCCACGCUUCAAAAGCAGUUGCCUCGGCUACGGCGCCUCUUUUUGCAUGCUCCUAACGCCCCCCGGUCGAACCCCGUUUGCAAAAUGGACAAGUAUAUGGACAUUGUGCACAUGGCGAUGCCGUCCCUCGAGAGUUUGGACGGGGAAAUCUUUGCGCUGCGUCAAGUGAGCUCAGACCAUCGCGUGAAGGACGAUCCUGAACGCGACGCCGACGUUCGCGCGGCGUUGGCGGAAGCCGCGUGGGAAAAAGUAUCGUGGGGCUUGCCGCCGUCGGACCCUACCUUUGUGCAAAAGAGUACGAAGAAGCUCAAAGCUCUCUUGCUCGAAUGCAACAGCGAUCUCAACGGCGACUCGCUCGAGUUGCUCCAAAAGAUGAACGUGAUGCUGGCGUAG